This is a messenger RNA of Pseudoliparis swirei, 4744 nucleotides long. RefSeq names its product CCR4-NOT transcription complex subunit 2-like. Gene Ontology annotation, biological process: nuclear-transcribed mRNA poly(A) tail shortening; regulation of stem cell population maintenance; regulation of DNA-templated transcription. The record is from RefSeq and is a predicted model, not a curated record. The coding region runs from base 273 to 1898 and encodes 541 amino acids. The transcript has 15 exons. NCBI's taxonomy places the organism in Eukaryota, Metazoa, Chordata, Actinopteri, Perciformes, Liparidae. Gene Ontology annotation, cellular component: P-body; CCR4-NOT core complex.
CCGGCCCCGUAGCGGCGUUCUGGCGUCGCUGUUAGCCGACUAGCUUAGCUAAAGCAGUACAAGUUAGCUCGCGUGCUAACGUCUCCUAUGUAUUCCUAUAGAGUUAGCCGCUAGCCUACGUACACUGCUCGGCUAGCACAUAGCUCCUGACACUCGGCUAACAAGGUACAAGAAAAACGCGAAUAGCGUCACGCACAGGGGACUCGAGCACACAACUAGAGUAAAGAUAAACCGGUGUAUCGGUGCCGUAAAGCAAACCGGUGACACGCGGUAUGUUUGGUGCUAACCGGAAGAAGUUUAUGGAGGGAGGGGUAGAGAGCGACUACGCGGACGACUCCAGCCUCUACUACACCCAGCAGUCCAUGUUCCCUCCACACCGCCCCGACAAAGAUAUGCUGACGUCUUCCUCUGCUUCCUCAACGGGUCAACUGUCGCAGCUGGGAGCCAGUUUAUAUGGCCCGCAGAGUGCUUUGGGGUUCCCCAUGCGAGGGAUGAACAGCAGCGCGGCGCCUCAGUUGAGUCGGAGUGGGCUGAACCAAUCUGCCAACCAGCUCCCCAGUCAUGCCAGUACCGCCAACACCGGCACGAUGCACACGCCUCCCUCACCGAGCAGGGGGAUUCUGCCAAUGAGCACCCGCAGCGUGCUGAACCACAGCCAGCAGGUGGGGGGUCCGACGGGGCAGACGGGUGGGAUGGGGGGGGUGGGGGUGGAGCGAGGAGGAGGAGGUGUAGGAGGAGGGAGGAGCAGCGGCAUGGGGAGCCCCAGCCGCUCGUCGCCGAGCAUCAUCGGGAUGCCCAAACAGCAGCAAGCACGGCAGCCUUUCACCAUCAACAGCAUGUCGGGUUUUGGUGUGAACAGGAAUCCAGGAUACAACAUGAACAACUCCUUAUCCAACAACAUCUUCAAUGGCACAGACGGCAGUGAGAAUGUGACGGGGUUGGACCUGUCGGACUUCCCAGCGUUAGCGGACAGGAGUCGGAGGGACGGAGGCUCGAAUCCCACCCCGCUGCUCAACCCGCUGGCCGGUCGGGCCCCGUACGUUGGCAUGGUAACCAAGCCGUCCAGCGAGCAGUCGCAGGACUUCUCCAUCCACAACGAAGACUUCCCGGCGCUGCCCGGACCGAACUACCAAUCGAAGGACCCAACGGGCGCCAGCGAGGACAGCAAAACGAAUCUGAACUCGUCGGGGAAGCCCGCUUCCUCGAGCGCCGACGGGCCCAAGUUCCCCGGCGACAAGAGCUCCGCCCCUAGCAACAACAACCAGCAGAAGAAGGGCAUCCAGGUGCUUCCCGACGGGCGCGUGACCAACAUCCCCAUCGGCAUGGUAACGGACCAGUUCGGGAUGAUCGGCCUGCUGACGUUCAUCCGGGCGGCGGAGACCGACCCCGGCAUGGUGCACCUGGCGCUGGGCUCCGACCUCACCACGCUGGGCCUCAACCUCAACUCACCUGAGAAUCUUUACCCGAAGUUUGCGUCUCCGUGGGCGUCGGCUCCGUGUCGACCGCAGGACAUCGACUUCCACGUGCCCUCGGAGUAUUUAACCAACAUCCACAUACGAGACAAGUUAGCCGCCAUCAAGCUGUCUCGGUACGGUGAAGAUCUGCUGUUCUAUCUUUACUACAUGAACGGAGGAGACCUGCUACAACUCCUGGCUGCAGUAGAACUGUUCAACAGGGACUGGAGGUACCACAAAGAGGAGCGGGUCUGGAUCACCAGGGCUCCGGGCAUGGAGCCCACGCUGAAGACCAACGCCUACGAGAGGGGGACCUACUACUUCUUCGACUGCCUCAACUGGAGGAAGGUGGCCAAGGAGUUUCAUCUGGAGUACGAGAAACUAGAAGAGCGACCUCACGUUCCCUCCACGUUCAACUACAAUCCUGCCCAGCAGGCCUUCUGAUUGGCUCUACCUCCUCCUGCCUGCCUGCCAUUGGCCCUCCUGGCUCAUCAAUCACCUCCCCCCCCCCCCUCUCUGGGUUCAUCCACACUCUCAAAGCGAAUCUGGCCAAUAAGGACUCGGGGGGGGGGGGGGGGGGGCUUAAAAAGAUUCCUAAUAGACUUUUUUUAAUUUUAACUUUUUCCGAUUUAUUUUAUUUAGUUUUUUUUGUUUGACCUUUGCCUCACGUUCUGUUCAGUUUGUUUUUUAUUUCCCACCCCUCCUCCAUCGAGUCUGUUACGUGGAGACAACACAAGCACUGUAAAUAUCGUCCAUCUGAUCGAGUGAUUCUUGUUUCUAUCCAGUCUUAAGAUUUUGACUAUUUUUGUCUACAGAAGCUUUUAAGAAGAACCAGAUUUUAAACACGGACUUCAAUCACCUGUCAGGUGGAUCUUUAUUUCACACUGUGUCGCACAUUGGCAGGAACAUAUUUAACUUUAUUUUUAACAGGGUUUUUUUCAACAAGCAUUAAAAAUCCACAACAACACGUCAGAGUCAGGAGAGAAGAUGCAAUGUACAUUGUAGCACUAUUUCAUAAUAAAAGAAGAAAAAUAACUUUUUUGGGGGGUUUGUUGAUGUUGACGGAAACAAACUCGUGAAAGUCUCCGAGAGGGAUGUGUUCGACAUUUAGACCGCGCUUCACCUUUAUUUAUUCAUCACGAGGGAGAGAAACUAAAACCGCUGGUCACUGUAUUUAAAAUAUUACUCGGAACAAGAGAACGGGUUGCCUUUUGAGCGGCGGAUAAAUACACUUAAUUUGAAUAGAGCGUAUUAUUAUUAUUAAGGAUUUUACAGGCGUGGUCAGGUGAAAGUGAAUUGGAAUGAAAGUCAACUUUUUUUUUUUUAUCCUUUUGAUUUGAGUUAAAAGUUUUCCAGAAGUUCAACAAUUUAUUAUGUUUUAUUAAUUAAUCAGCAGGUUAUUUUCUAGUAGAUUAAAAGGCUGUUAAAGUUAAAACGAUUAUUCAAAUCAAGUUGUUUUAAUUAUUUUUGAUCAUCAAUUAAUUGAUUAGAGUAAUUUUUGAAGCGGAAAUAGUUCCAAUAUUUUUAAAUGUCAGCUUCUCAAAUCAAAAUUUCCUUUUUUUCUUUUUUUUAAACAUUUAAUAGAUACACAAUUAUUGAUUGAAAAUAAAUUACUGCUAUAAUAAUAAAAAGUAACCGAUAGUUGCACAAACUGCGCACAUAUUUGGACUUAAAAUUUGACGACAAGAAAGCCAGAAUAAAUAAAUAAUGAGUGAAAUAUAAAUAGAUUAUCUCCGCACAGCUGGGUGGAUUUUAAAUGUGAGCACAUCUCUUCCACGAAGACGCAUCUCUCCCAGUUUUUUUAUUCUUUUUCAUCUUUAUUUUUAUUCAAACAUUUCCUGCUCCCUCCUUCCAGGGGAGCUCCCUGUUUUGUUUGUUUACCUUUUUUAUAUAUUUAAGUUAUUCUACUUUAAUUUACAUUUAUUGUCUAAGUUCUGCCUGACAACAGUUUAAACCAAUCAGGCUGCUGGAGUGGCACCUCUCAGGAUCAUUAAGGGGAAAACUAAAUCUAUAUUUUCUGACUUUCAUUUUCCUGUCGAGAGUCAGACGUUCGGAUUGAAACCUCACAUGUCUGUACGCUAACUAUGAAGCUAUCUCUAGCAAACAUUAGCGUAGCUUAGCAUGAAAGACGUCUUUUUACACUUCAGUUUUUAUACAGAUUGAACAAAUAAGAUAAACAGUUGAUCGGCUUCAGGGGAGCCGGGAGGCGGAUUCUGUCUCUUUUGGACAGAGCCAGGCUAGCUGUUUCCACCUGUUUCCAGUCUUUAUGCUAAGCUAAAGCUAACCUGCCGCUGGAGUUAACUUCAUAUUUAUCGUACGGACACGAGAUUGGCAGCAAUCUCAACAUCUGACUCACUUGAGGGAAGUGAAAAAAAGUUUAUUUCCCAAAAUGUCUGUUAGUUUUUAGCCGUCUACACGUGUACGGAUAUUUAAUUAAAUCAAAACAUCUCCGUCCACUAGAAUUAUUUUUAUUUAUUUACAUUUGUUUAGAGACCUGAUGCCACAUUACAAAUUACUUGGAAGCAGCAAUGUGAGAAUUAACAGAAUAAUUUCUCAUUUACGUUGUUUUUUCUGCCCAAUUUAGACGUCAACUCAAAUCUUGUCCCACGUUUCUCAGUCUGGAUCCCAUUUUUCAGAUUAUUCUGUCACCUCGUGAAUGCAGCAUUGAAGCUUUGUUUACGUGUGGACAAGAGGUCACAACAUGAAGGAAAUAAUAUAUAUAUUUUAAAUAUUUCUGUAUACGUGUAGAUGGAAACGAGUCCAGGUCCAAACCAACUCCACCCAAAAAAAGGCCCUUUAAAAAAAAUGCUAAACAUCAGAUUAUUUCUUAUUUUUUACAUUUCCUCCAGGAGGCACCAAUGUACAGGUGUGUGUUUAUUUAUUUAUAUUUAAAUAUACGUAUAAAUAAAUAAACACCGGCAGUGUUUUUAAGAAAAAAGGGAAAAAACUAAAAAAUUGUCUGAACCGAGGACGUCGCCCUCUGCUGGUCGCCAGUAAACGAUGCAAUACGAGACGUCCACCAGGAGACGUUUUUACAGGGGACCACGCUCGACCACGUGACCGCGGCGACAUCAUCGCCCGCCUUCCGACCACCAGGCCCAGCUCGUUCACAUUGCAGCAGCAACAAGCCAAGGACACGCCCACAGACCAAAUGUGACGCCCCGCUGGGGAGAUUUGAUUGGAGGACUCUGAGGCACUUGGCCGUUUGGCUGUUUUAUUAAAUAUGGCAGCUAGUGUUUUAAUAGGAAAAAGAAUCAAAUAAAUAUUCUGUUAAUGAAACUGACGGACAA